Molecule: messenger RNA, 1062 nt
Organism: Cryptococcus wingfieldii CBS 7118
Lineage: Eukaryota; Fungi; Basidiomycota; Tremellomycetes; Tremellales; Cryptococcaceae
Product: syntaxin 1B/2/3
Exons: 4
Coding region: 1-1062 (353 amino acids)
Biological process (GO): intracellular protein transport; exocytosis; vesicle fusion
Cellular component (GO): plasma membrane; endomembrane system; SNARE complex
Molecular function (GO): SNARE binding; SNAP receptor activity
Source: RefSeq, a predicted model, not a curated record
AUGGCGCGAGACAGGCUUGGUAACGUAAACCGCCAAUACGGGUCCGUGCCUCCUCUUUUGAUCCAGACCGUUAUUGACCCUAGACUAUAUAGCGAACAGCCCAACCCAGCCCCUACCUACCCUCCUCCAGGAAACGGCGUGAUCGCCCCCUCCCGCGCUCCCAACCCCUAUGCCCAGCAAAACACCGCGUACGGUGCCAACGCCGGUAACCCUUACCAAAAUCAGGGCGGCGACCCUUACGCCGGUGCUGCCUACGGCCAGCAGCAAAGCUACGCCAUGGGCGGUGUCAAUGGCGGCGGCGGAGGUGAUUUCUGGACCGAAUUGACCAACACCAACUCUGCCCUGAGCCAGCUCCAGGAGCAGAUCCAGGCUGUCAGGCAGGCGCACCAGGCGAGCUUGUCGUCCACCGACCCCGAGGCUGCCGGGUACGCUGCCAAGCUCAACGACCAGGCGCGUACUCUGCGAGAAGAGUGCAAGGACCAGAUCAAGCUGCUCUACAAGUCUGCCAAGGGCGACCGUGCGCAGAGGACGCAGGCGGAGGGUGUCAAGACCCGAUUCCAGGGUCUCUUGCAAGAGCACCAGGUGAUUGAAAAGGAGUUUAGGAAAAAAGUCAAGGACAGAGUCGAGAGGCAGUACAGGAUUGUCAAGCCUGACGCGACCGAGGAUGAGAUUAGGCAGGCUACCGAGUCUGACAACCCUCAAGUGUUUUCUCAAGCCCUGUUAAACUCCAACCGAUACGGUUCAGCCCGAGGCGCUUUCCGAGAAGUCCAAGAACGUCAUGCCGAAAUCCAAAAGAUUGAAAAGACCCUCACAGAACUCGCCCAGAUGUUCCAGGAGAUGGCCAUGCUCGUCGAACAGCAAGACGAGACGAUUGUCAAUGUCGAGCAGCAGGCGCAGGGUGUUGACCAGGAUAUCUCGGCCGGACUAGUACAGACGGACCGGGCGGUGGAGAGUGCUCGAAAGGCCAGGAGAAAGAAGUGGAUCUGCUUCUGGAUUGUCGUCGUCAUCUUGUGUAUCAUUGCCCUUGUUCUCGGUAUCUACUUUGGUACCAGGAGGAACUAA